Messenger RNA from Echinostoma caproni, 1905 nucleotides. The record is from the annotation of a GenBank genome assembly. NCBI's taxonomy places the organism in Eukaryota, Metazoa, Platyhelminthes, Trematoda, Plagiorchiida, Echinostomatidae.
AAUAUUACUCGUGACAUUCCAUUGGGUCGCCUGUCUUCCGCGCGCCUCGCCGAAUUCAUUAUAGAUAUUCUGAAACCAGUAGUAUCAUCGUCUAAAUGUUUCGGAUAUCCUAUGGACAUUACUCCAGUUGCCAUUGAACGGUCAACCGCUCUGCAUUCAUUGUUAUCACAUGGACCCGUUCUUUUACUUACGGGUCCUCAUUUAUCUUUGCUUGGAAAUACUGAGGAAGAUUUGUACCUGCUUCGAUCGCUUCAACUGGCUUACACCUCAUGCGCAAACAAUGCUUUCACCACAGUUCAACAGAACAAUUCGGGUAGUUUGCGCACAAUGGGCAAGGAGGCGCAUAAAUUACUCCAUGCAAUGGCUUUCGAGGCACGAAAACAUCGUCUUCAGACGGCUUCAGUUUGCCCUCACUGGAUGCGAAAAAUCAGUAUCUUUCUUGGAGCAUCACCCACGCAGAUAUGUGGUAUCAAAGAGGACAAUCCACCCGGUUCAAAGGGCACGGAAUCUGUCGAUGAAGACAAACGGAACUCGCUAAUGCGGGCGAUGGAUGAGAUUCAAUCGUUGUUAACAAACAGUUCAACGCGCGAAGCGGUAACGCACACAGCGUUCGAAUUGCUGCGCAAGCUGUCUGCUCAUGAACCUCCGCGAUCUUCAGCAACCAGAUCUACAGACAGUGCUCUCACGGUGGAAUACAUGCAGUUGACUUGCUGCCGUUGGCUCCAUCUACAUGUUCAAUCUGCUUAUAAGCCCCUGAUUCCGAACGAUAUAGAUGCUCCCGGUCUUCUGUUGCACGAGACUUCCAGGACGAGUGGAGUACCACCGACUUCCGUAGCCGAUCGGCUGGCUUGCAAAACCAACCGAACGCUACAGUUCCACACUCUAGAUUCGCAUCUGAAUCCCACCUUGGCAUGGGAAUUAGCGGGCUAUGACAGCCAAUCACAGUUACAGAAAAUUGGUGCGGCGAUUGUGGACCAACAGUAUCACAGCUCCAGUUUGAGGCCGUGGCGUCGACAUCCGCGACCAACGAAGCCUUCUUCUAAGCAUCCGAAUCUCAUUUCAAUUCACACCGCAAAACAAUUAAAGAAGUUGUUAGAUGCUCGAACCCAUAUCCAGUCGAGUGGAGAACACGAUCGUGUGAUACCCAAAGUGAAUUCCAGUCUUGUGCUUCUCUACUACUCUCGCAGUUGUGGUUUUUCCACUCAAGGCGACAGUCUGUUGUGGCAUUUCGAAUCAGCGGCUCGAAAUCUUGUUACGAAUCCAGCUGUUGUAUUUGCCAGAGUCGAUGUGUCUUCGGUUGAACUUCCUUGGGAACUUCGAGUCGCACGAAUUCCCUCCGUGAUAGUGUUUCCGGGACUGCAAUCUACGUACUCCUCAGUAUUUCCUCUUGCUGCAAGCAUGGAUGAUCUUUCCAGCAGUUUAACGCAAUUCGUUCUCGCUCAUUCAAAAGAUCACACAGUUGUGGAUUCUGCUUCCAGUUUUGCCAGUCCCCAUGCAUUCUCUUUCCGAGCUCGUGAAGCUCUGCUGAGUGUCCUCAAUCCAUUCACCCAGCGACUGGCCGGUUUCACAAUGGAACACAUUCAUAAACAUUGUGAUAUGCAUAUGGCCGUAGCUGUACGCAGUCUGUGCCGUGGUGGUGUCAGAUUAGCUAUCAACGCUCACCGAAAUCGCCUACUCCAUGCACAAAUGGUAGCAAGUGGUUUGAUGCAACGUAUUGAGGGUCAACUAAAUACGAUCAACUCACAAUUGAUGUCCAUGGCCACCAGACUAUAUGCCUCUCGAAUUCACUUUGAUCGCCUCUCGUCUCUAAUGAAGGUGUAUUCGGAUUUGUGGGUGACAAUCCGAUCGUAUCAAUUAGCCAUACAGACCACACAACGAUUCCUGUCCUCUGGGACGUUAUCGUGA